UAUUGAUACUCGUAAUACGAAAUGGACAGGCUCACCUACAAAGGACCAAGAAAGAGAGGCAUUAUUUUCAUCGACUUGUGUUCAUAGCAACACCAUAGCAUUGCUGUUAUCCUCAGGUGCUCAGUUAAGCCCAUUGCCAUCUCUGGUAAUGUCUACCAAUCGACCUAAAUCUUCUGUUCUACCUACUUCUCACUCUAAACCAACUCAUCUCUUACCUGUUCUGAAUUUUGUUACGACACCUAGAACUCAAUCCGUUCCAGUAUCCAUGCCACUCAAUUUCUUCCAAAACUCGGUUCUAAUUGCUCCAAGCCCAACUACUCAACCAAACCACUCAAUAUCUAGUUGUCAUCCUAAACCUUCAAGUUCAACAACACCUACCUGCACUACAUUCUCUGAUUCAAUACAAGCAGCAUCUAUGCCAAAAUAUAUCUCUGCUACAGUUACAUCAACUAGUUCUACUAUUACAAGCUCUUCACUAGUUCCUGUAUUGAGUAGUCAUCCUAAACCUUUACUUUCUAUGACAUCUACAACUAUACACUCUGAUUCGUUAUUAACCAUCUCUCAUCAGAGAAACAGUUCUUUUCCAGUAACAACUAAUGCUCCUAUUCCAUUGCCUUAUUCUACAUCUUCAAUUCCUUCUCCAGUAAUACAAGAAACAAAUACUUGUCCACCAUCACCUGUAAAACCAUUGUUAGUCACUGACAUUGAGUCUGAAGCUUGUCCAUAUGAUUUAACAGAUAUAUUGCCACCAGUUAGUCCUGAAAAAUUAUGGGUGAAAAUUGGAAAAAUGGAACUAGACAUUUGUUGUAAAGAUAUAAUUCAGAAAGGGGAAUGGCUUGCAUCCACAAUUAUAGAUGCAGCACAGAUGCUAUUAAAGAGUCAAGAUACAACUAUUAAUGGUUGGCAAUCACCUGAGAUUGGGAGAAAGUAUGAGUUUCGACCAACAAAAUCUCCGCUUAUACAGAUUCUAUUUGUAAAUCAAAACCACUGGGUGGUUGUCUCAACACUUCAAUGUGAACCAGGCACAUUGAAUAUUUAUGAUAGUGCAUAUAAUCUACUUCGGCUCGAUACUAAGUUGCAGAUUUCCUCUUUUUAUAAGGCAGAAACGUGUGAAAUAAAAUAUAACUUUCAAGACAUUAAGAGGCAAUCAAAUUGUCAUGAUUGUGGUGUAUUUUCAAUAGCCAAUGCGACUGCAUUGGUAUUGGGUAAAAAUCCAGCCUUAUACAACUGGGAUGUGAAAAGAAUGAGACAACAUCUAAUAAAUUGUUUUGAAAAGGGUCAACUCACUUUCUUCCCAUAUACUACACUUCGUCGGAUAAAAGCAGAUUUCACUAAGAGGACAGACACAGAGAAGGUGUACUGCUUUUGUAGAACAAUCAAUAACCCAAAGAAAGCAAUGAUUCAGUGCAGCACAUGCAGAGUUUGGUUUCACAUUGAGUGUGUAAAAGCAGAAGACAUUGACAAUAAAUGGCAUUGUAAAAAUUGUUUAUAAAAUGCCAUUUUGGAUAACCUGUAUAUACAUCCUUAUUAUUGUUUA
Amphimedon queenslandica is the source of this 1537-nucleotide messenger RNA. RefSeq lists its product as uncharacterized. Gene Ontology annotation, molecular function: cysteine-type peptidase activity. The transcript is spliced from 3 exons. The coding region runs from base 149 to 1492 and encodes 447 amino acids. Gene Ontology annotation, biological process: proteolysis. The record is from RefSeq and is a predicted model, not a curated record. NCBI's taxonomy places the organism in Eukaryota, Metazoa, Porifera, Demospongiae, Haplosclerida, Niphatidae.